Molecule: messenger RNA, 8236 nt
Organism: Vollenhovia emeryi
Lineage: Eukaryota; Metazoa; Arthropoda; Insecta; Hymenoptera; Formicidae
Product: zinc finger and SCAN domain-containing protein 26-like
Exons: 6
Coding region: 1-1155 (384 amino acids)
Biological process (GO): regulation of transcription by RNA polymerase II
Molecular function (GO): DNA-binding transcription factor activity, RNA polymerase II-specific; RNA polymerase II cis-regulatory region sequence-specific DNA binding
Source: RefSeq, a predicted model, not a curated record
AUGACGAAAUUGUUGUUACCGUCGCAACUACGCGGAAGCUCGUUGGAGCUCGGACGCGGGCAAAAAGUAUAUGGGGACGUGAAUAAAGCGAAAAAUAUAUGGGCACACGUGAAAGGGGACGCUCUACCUUUCGGUAGAGAUUGUCCACGAGUAAACAGACAUUCCUGCACACCUGAGAGGCACCUGAUAGAUCUCGAGUGCUACGCCCAGUGGGUAGAAACGCUUCUGUUAAUGGCGGCGGGACCGCCGGUGCAGCUGGAACCAGUGGACCUGUCCGUGAAAACUCCCGUGGUGUUGCAGGUGCCACGGUACAGUCCGGCGGCGAUAAUUAACGCCGUCGCAAGAAGAGUACCGUCGCCCUCGACGACGCCCACGCCGCCGCCGCCGCCGCUCUGCGUAUCAACCGUUUUCGACGGCGAGGUAGCGAGCAGGGAUAAAUGGAGGAAAUAUGUUUCUUUUGCAGCGUCCCCGUCUCUGCCACCGUUGGUCGAAACAGCAUGGGACAGAGAUCACGAUCGUGAUCGCAGCCGGGAGAGAAACCGGGAGCGCGAGAGGAUGCGGGAGAGGAGCGGCGAGAACGAGAGGGAUCCCGCGACCAGGGAGAGAGAGGCGCGGGACCGAGAGAGGGAACGCGACAGGGACAGGCAAAGGGACAGGGAGAGGGACCGGGAGAGGGACAUGUCGGUCUGCAUGAUGGAGCCACCCGACUCCGUCUACAUGUCCCCUUCCGCGGCUCUUCUCACGUUGCAAAGGAUAAAGAACGCUUCUUACGUGUUCCACAAACGUCCGACGCUAGCGGCGGGUAUUGGUUUGGGCGGUAGAGGAAAUGCCGGCGUUGGCGGAAACGGCGGCAAUUUAGGUGUCGACGGCGAAUGCGGCGACGCGCUGAAGAGACGCAAGGUUCACAGAUGCGACGUCGCCGGCUGCGACAAGGUUUACACGAAGAGCUCGCACCUAAAGGCGCACAAGAGGACUCAUACCGGCGAGAAGCCGUACCAGUGCACGUGGGAAGGCUGCACGUGGAAAUUCGCACGAUCGGACGAGCUGACGCGGCACUAUCGCAAGCACACGGGCCAAAAGCCGUUCAAGUGCCAUCUCUGUCAGCGAUCGUUUUCGCGGAGUGACCACCUGUCGCUCCACAUGAAGAGGCACUGAUGGUGAGGACCGACUGGAGCCGCGCGACGCGAGAGAAAGCGCACGCCGAUCGGCGGGAGGAAAUGGAGGAAAGCUGGAGAACGGUCCUCGGUUAAUCGACUAGUGAUCCCGAGCGAUCCUAGGCGAGAUACGAUGAUAUUUCUUACAUUUGGGACCUGAAGAGCCGCGCCGCGCGCCGGCCCGUCCUGAAACCUUAGGUCGGACCGGCCGGCCGAGCGGGCAGCAACUAGGAAAAAGAGAAAAUAAAUCGACGAAGCAAACAAAUCGCGUUCAUUAGAUUUAGCGCUUAAUCGCGACGCCGACCAGUCUCGGUCGGCUGACGCUCUCGGUGCUGUCUCUCGCGAGCCUUUCGACGGGGAUCUCUCCGGAAAAGAAUGAUCACAGCUGCGGCGUAAUCGGGCCGGCGUCGGAAUUGCGAGCGUUGAACAAUCGCGAGGGGAGAUAAUCGUUUUUACCAAUUGUCGGGCUUUAACGGAGGCGCGUUUUGUCGCUUCACGAUUUUGAGGAAGGGACGAUCCGCUCGCGCGAUCGAGAUCGCCUAUAGAUUCGGCACGACGAGACGUAUCGUUACAUAUAUCCGUUCUCUUCUGUGUUUCUAGCCAAUUUUUACUCGUUCGAUUUUCCAGUUUGUUUUCUUUUUUUUAUAUAUAAUAGAUAUAUAUACAUUUAAUUAAGGCCAGCUCAACUAGUCUAGAGCACCAUAUAUCGUAUGUAUCGCGAAGAAGAGAGCCAGUAAUAAUUAAUUAAUUAAUUAAGGUAAGUAAAUGGUUAGCGUUGUAAGUUAAAGAAUAUAUCGAACUCCGGUGACGGAGCUUGGGACUUAGCAUGCUCAGUUAAAUAAACUACAAUCGUGAUCGUAGACACUACGUAAAGCAUUGAUAGAGCAAUUUUUCGAUUAUGCACAAAGAAUUUCGCGUUUAGAAACGGACAAUCAUUAACGUUUUAUUACGUAGUAAUGAAGCGGGAUAUACAUGAACGUCGGCAUACCAGAAGCCAGUAUUACGUAACGAGCAAUAUCACUGAUGGCUUUAUAUGUACGAUGCUUUCCAAAAAAAUCUGUUCUUAGUCGCUAAAAAUGGGAGGGGGGAGGAGCCCUUCCUCGAUUCGCAAGUCGUCAAAUUUGAAUUUUCGUGCCAAAGUAGAAGGUGCAAUCGCGAGAUAUCGUUAAUACUGCGUGCUUUACGGAAAGAGAGAAGCAUAAUCGAGUAAAUUAUUCUUUUGCUAUCGCGCCUUGAGAUUUUCGAUCCUGACCACCCGGUGCACGUGUCACGCGAACGAGAUAGUAACGACGUUACUUUCGCAUCUUGUGCAGGCAUCCUGAAAACUCAGCAGCUCAAUAAAUAUCCGCGGGGCGCCGAAAUAUAUGCUCAAACACCCUGUGUUGACUGUCGAAGGAACGAUUCACUUUUCAUAUAUAUAUUUAUAUCGUUCUUUAUGACUUUCCGAUUGCAAAUAAUGAUUGUAUCAGGAUGCCUUGGCACAUCGAAUUGUCGACUUCGGGAGUAAUUCAAAAGUGCAAUUUAGGAAACUACGUUUCAAACAUUAUUUAAUUAUUUAUUAUUGGAUUUAUUAGUCAAGAGAAAAUAGCUAUAGUCUUCGUAUAGCUACAGUUUUCGAUUUAAUAGGCCACAAAAAUGCUAAUGGAAUUAAUUGCAUAAUGUGCGAAACGCAUAGAGAAAGAGUGUAUUAUAUUUAUUUAGUUUAGUUAAAAGCAUAAAAUGGCUGUUGGAAAUUAUAGACACCGAAGUCGCUCAUUCCGCGUGUCAAACGUUCGAAAACUCGUAAACGGGCACGAAAAUUUCAACGCGCCUCGCUUGAUAUAUCGUAAUACAAAUCGUGUACAUAAUCUCUAGAAACUUUGCGGGACGCGGCAUACACUGCGUAGGUGGCAGAUGUAGCAUUAGCCUGUUUCUUUAAACUGCGUUUACGCCGCUGCAUGAACGCGGCUAAAGUUAGUUGGGACACCUAUCAUGAAGCCAGUUGAGACAACGGAACAAGAUGCCAGUAUAUGCUAGAGCCAGUUUAUAUCAUUAAAGAGAAAACCUCUGCAUCUAAGAUUAAUGCGAGGGUCGAUAAAUUAACAUUUGUUACGUGUUGUACUCUGAUAGGGGAUAGUGCCUUCUAAUGUUAAGGAAGGGGGACGCUGCGUUAGGCCUUAAGUAUUACUGUUAGUGCCUUAAGUCACGCGAAUCUUCGUGCUUGUACACCUUUCAUAAUCCGAUCCUACGAAUCCUCGCCCGGAGGACCAGUUCGGCGCGCUUCAUGGUAUCUUCCCCGCAGAAGUUACAAAUCGGGACGUCACGUCGGCUCACACGAAGCUCUAUUUAACGCGCGCCAAGUUUUCGGAGUACCAGAGAUUGAAAAACUAUAUCGGGCGUUUGGGAAAUCACGCACUCGGGCGUUUGGCAAAUCACGCACUCGUAACGAUAUACAAUUUUUACCGGAAUUUUUAGUUGUCUAUUGAAUAUCGAGGGACAGAGAGAUUCGGCGUAUUGGCACGUAUUCACAUAUCUUAUAUUCCUGGCGGAAAGCGUCUACCUUUCGCUUUUCUUUCAUUUCCCCCCCCCCCUUCUUUUUAUAAUAUUUCGAUCGAAACGUUACGAUUGAUCCCGAUUGUCUGGUGUAAUCGAAUAUAUUAUUUUUUCUCACGCAACUCUCGUCACUUAGAAUGUAAUUACUUAGCUUUCGAUACGCAUCCUCGUACAUUUCUGUGUAGAUCUCAUUGCACGCUGAAAUUUGGGAAUGUCUAUUAUCUCGCACAAUCCUCAACAUAUCGCAUAAAUUGAUUAUCUAAGACGGAUAAUAACGUUCCAUUGCUUCUUUGCAUAAUUUACCAUGCUGGGCUGCGGUAGGGUUUUUAAAGGGAAACAGUCACGUUUUUUACGAUUUACGAAUUAUUUUUGUACACGGUUGUCGGGAAAGAAUUCGCUGACAAAGAGAGUAUUAUUUUGAUUGUACUGAUCUUCGGAGGAAAUAUCUGAAAACGGCUGUUAAAGAAAAGCGCCAUACGUACGGCGAAAAUGUACACUGGCAUCAUAACGAUACGGUAUAUUUCAUUUUGUUUCACUCAUAUACGAGGGUGGUUUGAUAAGUAACUCGGUUCGCAUGCUGAUGUAGAGCGACAGCGACAUACGUGGUUAUAAAAUUCCCUUCUUGGAUGAGGAUGACUGUUCUAUGGCCACAAAUCAUCCUGAUGCUAAUUCGUUGUUUGGCAGUUACUUAACUACACGAGCGUUUCAAGUGCCACUAAGAUAUGGAUAAACUUGGAAUUCGCGUAUUUUGAGGGCCUCGAGGAAAUCCACUUCUGCGACGGAACCACAAACCUGGAGAAACGUUGGGGCAAGUGCGUUGAACUGCGAGGGGAUUACGAUCGAAAUAUAAAGUACGCUGCAAGACUCAAAUUUUUCUUUUUAAUAUCAAACCACCCUCGUCUGACGUAUGUCGUCAUUUUGGUCUCUGUCACCUUUCUUGUCCAAAUUUCAGACUGCUGUGUGAAUACUCGUAUUAACGGAAUAUCUAAAUCCCUUUUGCGAUAUUCGGAAAAAUUAACUAAAAAUACCUAGGUCUUAAUCUAAGUUGUCUACAACUUGAACAACCGUGUGUGACGCUUCAGUCUUCGUAAUCUUCUGUUAAGAUUAUCGUUCAACGUUGGAGCCAUCUUCAUAUUCAGUUAUUCAAUUAGUUUUGUGACUGAUAGUGUUGGUCGAUUUGAUACGAUGUCCAAUUUAAUUUCUUAGAUAAGCUCUAAUUUAUGCUUUUUUAUUCAAUCACUUGUUUUCAUUUUGAUUAUAUUCUUUUGUAGAUUCUCUAUGCAUAAUAAAAAAAUGUCUUUCAAAAUUUAAAGAAUGUAUUUAAUAAUUAGUUAGGGAUAUGGUUACAGAUAUAUUUAAAAAAUGCUUACACGUUCGACAUGUGGAAAAAGGUUUAUUCGAGAUAGGUACGUAUAACGUUUCCGUAGAAUAUUUGCUCACUCGCUUACGUUCGGCCAGAAAAGCGUUUUUCACAUUUGCAUGCGGCACGUGGCAUCGAUCGUUAUUUACUGUAGGUUUAAGAAACGCUCGAAAUGCACGAACUAGGUAGCCACUGCGUGCGUUAAAUGCCGUCCUUUUUACGGAAAGACAGAAAUGAGUCAUUGGACAUUCCCGCUGUAACUAGCACGAGGGCUCAUUGAGGUCUGUCGCGCGGGAUGCUCCAGCGUCGUCAGGGAUUUUGAUAUUCCGGAAAAAAGGGAAGGACUACGGAUUUACAUUCCCCGAGCACACACGUUCCUACGUCGAAAAGUGCGUGUAGUUUCGAGAAAAUUCAAUACUUUACGCGUAUUUAAAUUUCUCCUUUUCUCUCUCUCUCUCUCUCUCUUUCACAGCUUAUUUCUCAUGUUAAUGCACGACUAUUCAAUUCUCCGUAGAAGGCGAGCCGUGAAUGGAUAAGGAAGUAGGUAAACGAGCUUCAUAUCUGAAUUUUCUUUGAGGGGCCCCGCCCAGGAAAAUUAGCAUUUCAAGUGCCUUAACAGAUGUCAACUGACUAACUAAUCGGGAUUACGUAGCCGCGGACCCUAAGUCACCGCGAGUCGCCAAGUCUCGGACGCGGGUCAUUUAUAUUUGGCGCACCUCGGCGAGUCUGGCUCUAAAGAUGAAUAAAACAAAUACGCGGCGAUUUGCAUACGCGACACGCGCGCGGAGAGGAAUCCCGUCGAUUACGAUCUUAAAUAGUAACUCCGUAAGAGAAGCGCCGCUACUACGAUAUUUCUCCGCGCGUUUCUGUGGUAUCGAGUAAUAUCGAGCUCGGGCCAUUCGGUAAAUCUCAGCCGAAAUUCAGAUUUAUCUCAAGGGAGCCGAAGAUAGCACGAAGGACUGAGGAAUGAAAUCGGUAUUUCAAGAGGAAACUCCGUAUUAUCUACACGAGAUAUUCAUUCCAAGCAUCCUCUCGGCAAGAUAUGACCGGUCCAAGAGAUAGUUCAGUGUUCGUUAGUUGCUUUAAAAGUGCAGACGACAUGUUUAUUUUAAGAAAGGGAUUAGUGUUUGUCAGCUUUGAGGUUUCACGUUUUCCAGUAUUAUUUUCCCGUCGUUUGUGUUCAACGAGGAACGACUGUGUCGAGUGUUUAAUGCGCUAAAAGCAUGGUGCUUCGGAUCACUUUACGGUUAGUUAUGUAUGUCUUUCUGGUAUCAUUUGUGCUCUCAAACUUGCGCGUAUGGAUAAGUCAGUGAAGAAACAUCGAUUUUAUUUUUCUUUUAUAUACAUUUUUUUUCACGGACUUCAAUUGCAUGAAUUUCCUUUUAAUUGUCGUUCAUUUAUCGUGUGCAUGGUUUGGUGCUUUCAUAUCCGCAUACGUGAGCAUAAUAGAAUGCAAUAUAUGCGUAAAAUAAAUAGUACGAGAAGUUUGAUAAAUUAGAAAAAUUCGCGAUUCGAAAAUCUGAGUUGGAAGGAGUACGAAACUACUCCUGGCGCUUACGUCCGCGCAUUAAUUUACGUGAAAACGAGAUCGCAUAAUUCCCUUAACUAGCGAGCGUACUUCGUCAUAGGCUAUCAGUUUAUCUAUCCAUUUUUAAGCGGUAACUCUUGCUUUCGCCUUUCCCUCGACGACUUUCUUUCUCUCGUCCAGAUACCAGAAUGCCGCGGUACGUGUCUCAAUGGGCGACCAAGAGAUAUGCUUUAUUUUUAUAUUACGGAAAGUACUAAGAGCGAAAUACGAGCGUCGUACGGUAAUCUCUACGACAGGCUACAGCGCCAAGUACAUCGUUGUCCGUAAGCUUCGACACGGACUUUCGCGCGAAUUUGACGAACGGAACUACUAGGUGUUAAGGUAACACUUAAAGGAAAAAUAAUUACUGUGUACAUAGUAUGUAAAGUUCUUCGCUUUAUGACCGCCAGAUCGACGGAUCGGCGAAUUAGAAUAGCGUGAUUCUAUCUAAAUAAUAUAACCAAUGGGGGCCAGUAAUUCUCUCUCGGAUCUCGCACGGAUUAUUGCGAUGCGCGCAGCAUAGCCCAAAUCACAAAUUUCAGCACGGCUUCGUAUAAGAAUAAAUGUAUAUACCGGCAAACAUAUAUUGCAAUAAUUCCUAAUAAUGAUCCGCCGUAGAAUUUCUUUUUCUUUCGCGAGCCACGACAACGUCUGAAAUUUCCAAUAUUUUCCCUCUCAAACUUUAUCGAUACUCGUCUUCGGCAAAUAAGAGAUAAGAUUACACGUACAAUAAAUGUUAGAUUGUUUCUUUUGACAAAAGAGAAAAGCGAGUCGCUAAAAUUUGGAAGAAGGGCAAGAUACUUGCGCGCCACUAACUAUUACCUUUUAAGCAUAAUUGUAUAUGUUGCGUAGAAACGUAGAUCAAUGAUAAUAUAUUAUGAAUCACUGUAUAAACGAAGGCAUUAUAUAUUAUGCUAACUUGGUAUUUUCUAUUAUACCACGCGGCGCUUGAAGAUGGUCUCUAUCGUACUGCGCACAGAAGAGUUCGUUAGUUAAAUGAAAAGAAGAAAUUUAUAUAUAUAUAAAUAUAUAUAUAUAGAGAGAGAUAAACAUAUAGAUAUAUUGUAAAUGUGGUUGUAAUCAUAUUACUGUUAUCGAUAUCGAUAUAUGUCCUUGAUUUGGAUAAUUUAUUUAUUGCAGCGGAAGGAAAUGGAGAAUGUAUAAUUAUUGUACUCCGCGGAAAGAUGAAUAGUGAAAUAUAUAUUACGCACGAAAAAUUAUAUAUAUAUAUAUUAUAUAUUUAUAUACGACAUUAUCGUAAAUGCCGGUGACGUUUUUGUACGAGAAAGUCCUAAAAGUAUAUUCGGCCGAGUACGGCCGUGAGCGCGCAUAUUGAUUAUUAAUUAACUUGCGAUUCCUACUAUGGAAGUGAAUCUUAUAUCGUAAGAUCCGGGUGGUACGGUCGUGGCUGACGUGAUUUAUGACGAAAUAAAUAUAUCGCCGUUCGAUCGAGUUGCAGCGACGUGUGAUGUACAUGCACACGGCGCGCCAUGUUGCCCCUGUGUGUGGUACAGCCGCGCAUCUGUCUCGGCAAUCGUACUAUCGAAACGCGUUGGUUACAUAUUUUAGAUAAUACUUAUUAUCAUUAUCAUUAUUACGAUUCUUAUUAUAAUUACUACUCUA